Messenger RNA from Micropterus dolomieu (smallmouth bass), 1325 nucleotides. It is a transcript of the gene fancf, whose product is annotated as FA complementation group F. Bases 166 to 1194 code for a protein of 342 amino acids. Lineage: Eukaryota; Metazoa; Chordata; Actinopteri; Centrarchiformes; Centrarchidae. The record is from RefSeq and is a predicted model, not a curated record. The transcript has 2 exons. Gene Ontology annotation, biological process: interstrand cross-link repair. Gene Ontology annotation, cellular component: Fanconi anaemia nuclear complex.
GCUUUUAUUUUGAAGGAAAACAAGUUGACUCAAGCUGCAGUCAAGAGCGCAUGCGUAGUGGGAAAAGCGGCACAAACAGAAAGCAGGAUGAGAGAAAAGGCAACGAUAUAGUGAGUGUCCACCUCCGGCGCUCAGACGCUGAACUCUGAACGCAGAGAGCGCCACAUGGAGGCGGUGCUGAAGAACUUGGCGAGCACGGCGGAGCUGCUUGCCGUGGCAGCGCACAGCAGUGUAGUGGAGCAGUGGGAUAAACAAACUCUGUCCAGAGCUUUUCACUGGGCACAAUACUGCGAACACCUGUUCUCCAGGUUUCACAAUAACCCCGCGAUUAGGAGGAUUGUGGAGAAGCAGCUGCAGCUCACAAAUCAAAGUUUACUAACUGCCUUCCCCGGAUACACAGAGGUCUCCUUCUCGGACCUCUCCCGGUGUCAGCACCUGUUACUUGUUGGACUGUUGAGCAAUCCUGAGCUUCCCAGCUCCAUCAUGAAGACACUGUUUGACACUAUGAGUCCUGUAAACACCAAGCAGAGUGAAUAUCAGGAUGUUACUGGCUUGUGCAGCCGCUUCAUUCAGUGCAAAUCAGCUUGUAAAAUCCUGAGUCCUCUCACACUGUCAGCUGUUGGUGUUGAUGCUGAGGUGCAGGGGGUGAUGCUGAUGGAGAGGCUGGGUGAUCUGCUGAGCCAAGGCAGUGAAGCCUGUCGGACAGAGCACUUUUUAGACUCUGUCCUCCAGGGAUGUGAAGGAGCAGCAGAGCAUUUCUGUCUGGUCAUCGCUGCAGCUCUGCUGACAACAAAAAACUCAGGUGCACAAACUGCAUCGCAGAAUUUUCUCUUGGACUGGCUGAAGAAAAAACCCAGUGUGCUGCUGCACAUGUGUUCUGCACUACCUACUACACUUCUUUUAGACCUGGCUAAAGAACACCUGAAAUUCAGAGAUGCUUACUAUGAUGUGCUGAAAACGUGGGCUUCUGAUAUGGAGUACAGCAUAAGUGACGGUGAAUGGGUUCAAACCUGUUCAGACCGAACAGUGUCCUUCCAGAGACUCACUAAGCACUUCCUGGCCUUGUUUGAGGCCUGUCCCUCUUUGAGCGAGGAUGGAGAAAAAGAGCUUAAUGCUUUGAAAAUGUCUGAUGGAGACUUUGAUGUCAGAGGUCUGAGUGUUUGGGGAGACCUCCUGUCAGCAUUACACAAGUGACUCAGUCAGUCUUGGAGCUUCUUCACAGCUGGAAGAGAUGCCCAAAAUAUAGACAAAUGUAUAUAUUGAUGCCUUGAUACAAUGUUUGACUAUGGCUGGGUAUUAAACAUGAAUACUUUAUUGAUACCAAA